AUGCUGUCUGUUUCAAAGAAGACGCACACUUGUGGAAGUGAGAACGCAACAGACAUUCAGGCACACUACCUUAAUGACGCGGGCUAUUUAGGCUCCAUCCUCAUUGUUUUGGCCAACGUUCCCCACUCCAAGGACAACUGCACUGCGGAUGAUGUAACGACUCUGGCCAAAGCAGCUCGAAAAAUCUCGACUACGCAGACGCUGUACAGCGACUUAGGGGUCAAGCUGCCCAAGGCAUCAGACCACCCGGACACACACUCCUCUCCCCUCUUUCUUUCCCAUGCUCGACUGAAAAUUCCCAUGACAUGGCUUGGCCCCGCCAGUAGCCACCGCGUCUUUAACGAUAAACAGAUUACCCCCCUUCCUGCAGAACUUGCACCUGCCUCCCUCCUCGUGCCGAAAUGA
Dibothriocephalus latus is the source of this 405-nucleotide messenger RNA. The record is from the annotation of a GenBank genome assembly. NCBI's taxonomy places the organism in Eukaryota, Metazoa, Platyhelminthes, Cestoda, Diphyllobothriidea, Diphyllobothriidae.